AUGGAGCUCAACAAGGUGCUGUACAUGUACGCCGGCAUCGUGGCCCUGCUGCUCUGCUCCUCGGUGAACUUCAUACAGAGCCCCUCCGACGUGUUCGGCCCCGUGGCGCUCCUGGAGCCGACACCCUCCGCGGCGCGCGACUUCGGCGCCGUGGUCUCCGAGGCGCCCAUCGCGGUCAUGCAGCCCGGGUCCCCCGCCGAGAUCGCGCGGCUCCUGGGCGCGCUGUCGUCGUCCUCGUCCUCGGCGGCGGGGCCGGGGUCGAGGGCGGCCGUGGCGGCGCGCGGCGCGGGGCACUCGCUCCACGGGCAGGCCCAGGCGCGCGCCGGCAUUGUGGUGGAGACGCGCGCCCUGCCGCGCCUCGUGGAGGUGGUGCGGCGCGGGGACGGGGACGGCGGUGGGGACGCCUACGCGGACGUGGGUGGCGGCGCGCUGUGGGUGGAGGUGCUGGAGGAGUGCCUGAGGGCCGGCCUGGCACCGCGGUCGUGGACGGACUACCUGUACCUGACGGUGGGCGGGACACUGUCGAACGGCGGCAUUAGCGGGCAGGCGUUCAAGCACGGCCCGCAGAUCCGCAACGUGCUGCAGCUGGAGGUGGUCACAGGCACAGGGGAGGUGGUGACAUGCUCACCCACCCAGAGCCCGGAGCUUUUCUUCGCCGUUCUUGGUGGGCUUGGCCAGUUCGGUAUCAUAACCAGGGCAAGGAUUCCGCUGCAAGUUGCUCCGCCCAAGGUGAGAUGGGUGAGGGCCUUCUACGACAGCUUCGAGACGUUCACCAAGGACCAGGAGCUCCUGGUCUCAAUGCCGGAGCUGGUGGACUACGUGGAGGGGUUCUUGGUCCUGAACCAGCAGUCCCUGCACAGCUCCUCCGUCGCCUUCCCCGCCCCGGUCAACUUCAGCCCGGACUUCGGCUCCGACGACGGCAGCAGCAAGGUCGUCUACUACUGCAUCGAGUUCGCGGUGCAUGACUUCCAACAGCAAGACUCCACCGCUGCUGAUCAUGUUGUGGACCUGGUCUCGGGGAAGCUGAGCUAUCUGAGGCCCCACGCGUACAGCGUGGAGGUGGCCUACUGGGAUUUCCUCAACAGGGUGCGGAUGGAGGAGGAGAGCCUCAGGAGCCGGGGCCUCUGGGACGUGCCGCACCCCUGGCUCAACCUCUUCGUGCCCAGGCAUGGCGUCGCGCGGUUCAAGGACCUGCUCAUGGACACCGUCACGCAGGGAGACUUCGAGGGGCUCGUCCUCGUCUACCCCCUCCUCACUGACAGGUGGGACGGCAACACGUCGGCGGUGGUUCCGGCGUCGCCGGACGGGGUGAUGUACGUCUUCAGCGUGCUCCGGUCGACGGACCCGGCGCGGUGCGGCCGCGCCUGCGUGGAGGGCAUCCUGGAGCAGCACCGCCGGGUGGCCGACGAGGCCUGCCGGCGCCUCGGCGCCAAGCAGUACCUGGCGCGGCAGCCGUCGCGGGCGCACUGGCACGAUCACUUCGGGGCGGCGGCCUGGGACCGGUUCGUGGCCCGGAAGGCGCGCUUCGACCCCAUGCAAGUGCUUGGGCCGGGCCAGGGGAUUUUCUCGUGGACCGACUCCGCGAGCCCGGUGUGA
Miscanthus lutarioriparius is the source of this 1596-nucleotide messenger RNA. The record is from the annotation of a GenBank genome assembly. Lineage: Eukaryota; Viridiplantae; Streptophyta; Magnoliopsida; Poales; Poaceae.